Molecule: messenger RNA, 12843 nt
Organism: Podarcis lilfordi (Lilford's wall lizard)
Lineage: Eukaryota; Metazoa; Chordata; Lepidosauria; Squamata; Lacertidae
Source: the annotation of a GenBank genome assembly
AUGACUCAUCAAGGCAUUUGCACCUCUAGAAGGCAACCAUCGCAGGAGGCUGAGCGAGGACCCACCAGGCGACAAUGGCCAAUGGACCAGAGCAGUGAAGCUGGGUAAGUGAGGGGCUGCCCAGGGUUGGUGGCUUCCAGGCAGGGAGUCGGGGGGGGGGACAAUAACGUUGGGCACAAUGAGGAGUGUUGGGAAGAGACACCAAACAUGCGGCUGAGCGUUUGGUCACCAUGAUGGGAGUUCCUCCUGCUGCCAGGGCCUGACCCCAUGCUUGGAAGCAUGGAGUCAUGGGCAGCAGGCAAAUCCACCUUCUGUAGCCUCCUUUGGCCAUGUUCUGUCCCCCGCCCCAUUCUGGAAUGGGUGCGUCCACACAGUGGAAGGAGGAGAUGCCACCAACCUGAUAUGAGAACAUAAGGAGAUUCUGCUGGAUCAGACCAAAGGGGGCCCACUGAGAAGGUGCUGGGAAUUGCUGGUGGAGAAGCAACUCCAGGCCUGGCUGGCAGCUUCAUUUUCUCCAUAUGUAUCGAAAAGGUAAAGCUUCACAUUCCUGCUGGUCUGGCCCAUCAGCUAAAAAUGGUAUGACAUGGGAGUUGUGUGAAUGGGCUCUUACACAGGUGAAAAAGAAUGUAGUAGCAGUGGAUGGAGGGAGAUUUGGAUCAGGACAUCAAUUAGGGGAGUGCAGCUUAGUUCUUCCAACCAUUUUCCUGGAAAGAAAACGCGGAAAGUUUUAAUGGUGACCAGCCAGAUGGCUCUGGGAAGUCCAUAGGCAGGACACAAACUUUGUUGCUCUCUUCGCCAUUCUGAAUGCUAACACAAACAUCCAUACAAAAAUGGUACCUCACUCUCUUUUUCAUAUAGUCUUCUCUCAAGCAUUUUUCUUUUUUUGACAGUAUAAAAAUUUCCCAGGUUUGUUAAUAAAUCAGCCCAGCCAUCGCAACUGAAUUUAGCACUAGUUGGACUUUUCUUUGAAAUCCUGACUGAGUCAUUUCUGAAUACCACUUGGCGGGUUCACGAUCCACCAGAGGUUGCAAUUCUCCCCCUAAAUCUGCGUAGGGUUACACUUCUAGUAAGCCUCACUGAGAGGUAUCUGGAAUGAAAACUAAUAAAUUUAUCUCACAGUGUGAGAGGGGCCUAUUAAACCACCAGUUCCUUUUUUGAGCAAGUUACAUUUUAAAUAUUUAAAUUUCUCUUUGUAAUAUUCAUGUGGUGUCAGUCAAGAGAUUCAAAGAAAUUGGCUCUGUGGUUCUCCUCAGCCAAAUCUGGUGCACCAACAUCCCUCUCCAUUGCUCUGGAGAUGAUGGACUUCUCCUUGAGUGGAUCCUUGUUUUGUUUUGUGGGGCUCUAAACCAUUAUUUUCCAGAACAAACAAAUCAUUUGUGCCUUGAGUGAAUUACUCUUCUGUAUACAAAUAGAUUUACCUCUCAAAACCUUGUCAAGUGCUCUGUUUUUCCCCUGAGCGGUUCUCUUAAGGAAUAAAUAGCUAAUUUUGGUGGGUUGACUCAUUUUAUGAUUUGACAAAGCCUUUUACCCAGAUUCUGGUUUGUUUGUUGUCUGGAACAGGGUUAUAAUUUUUCAGAAAUCAGCAGAUAAUUGAAGCCUGAUUGUUUUCAUCUUUGCGAAUUAGAAAUAAAAACAAAAAGGCUACGUCUGAUGUAACUCAGUGAGACUUGCAAUUGACCACCAUUGUGAGGUCCACGUCAUAUCUACAUUUGCGUUUGCAUUUUAUUUAUUAUUACCAUCUUUUAUCCCACCUUUAUAUCCCUCCUUUUCCUGCAAGGAGCUCAAAGUAGCAUACACCCUUCUCUCUCCCCCCCGCCCCCCACUAUUUAAUCCUAUUAACAAAAGAGGUAGGUUAGGCAGUGACUGGCCCAGUAUCACCCUUCAGUGGACUUGAUGGCUGAGUAGGUUUUGAACCCUAGUCUCCUAGUCAACUACAUUUGUUAAAUUUCAUCCCAGUUGUCCUUUCUGUCAAGGUCAUUUGUUUUUCCUGUUACCCUGAGCUUUGCUAAUUUGAAAAGAACCCCCUCCAUCUCUCAACUGAGUUACUGUGAUAAAAACGUUGAAAAGUACCUAGCCAAGGAUGGAGACACACUCCCCCUCCCCAUUUUGAUGAGGAGCCAUGGAUUGCUUUCCAACAGCUGUGAAUCCACCUGACAGUAUUUUCAUCUGGCCUGUACCGAACCUGUCUGAGAACAUCUUGAGUGGUUUUCCAAAAUUGCAGUAACAGAAGCUCAGCUAGAAGGUGUACCACAGAUCAGGGAAGGAGUCAACCAGUUCAAGAGGAUGUUGGUGUGGUUAAUGAACAGAGACACAGAAGCUUUUGGAGGCAAGAGUGCUUCCUUCAGAAAGUGGGACAGGAAACCGAGAACAGGAAUAAAUGGACAGCUUUCACAAUGGAGAGGUGUAUGGCAUGGGGCUCCCUGUGGAUCUGUAUUGAGAAGGCCUAUGCUUUUCAACUAAUUUUGUCAAUGACCUGGUGCAGUGCAUUGUCCAGGUUUAGUGAUGACACCAAAUUUUUCAGGAUGGAUAAAGCAAAAUGGGAUUGGGUAGAGCUCCCGGAGGAUCUCUGUACAUUAGUCCAGUCCUGCUAGAUCAGUCCAAAGGGGGACCAAUGAGUCUCCUUCCCCUCCUGGGCAGCCAGAUGCCUAUAGGAAGCCCACAGGUAGGAGGACAUGAUGAUGGGACUAUAACCUGCAUUUGGUUGACCAAUAAAAUCUGGUGGUGAUGAUAUAUAGACAAGUAGAAUCCAUUGAUAGCUCUAUCCUCCAUGAAUUGGUCUAAUCACGUUUUAAAGGCAUGUGAUGUGGAUUCCUUAGUUCAACUAUGCGCUGCAUGAAGGACUUUAUUUUAUCCAGUGCUUUUCCCCCUAGAAAAAUAGGUGCCGGUACUCACCACGAAGUUGUUACAAUAAGUGCCCCACUUUUUUACAACAACAAAAAAGAGGUGCCAGUACUGCUUACCCUCUAGUACUCCCUGGAAAGAAAGAAAAAGCACUGCUUUUAUCUAUCUUGAAUUUUUCAGCAUUCAGCUUCAUUGAAUGUUCAUGAGUUCUCCACCCACAUUCUCUGUGUCAUGCAUAAUUCUAUAAAUUUCUGUUAUGUUGUCUCUUACUCACCUUUUCUCUAAAAGUCCCGAAUGCUGAAGUCUUUCUUCAUAAUUUUGCUUGCCCCUUUCUGAACCUUUCCCAACUCUUUCCAACUCAAUUAUCCUUUUAGAGUUGAAGUUAUCAGAACUGUACACAAUAUUCCAAAUGUAGUCUCAUUUGUAUAAUGGCAUUAUGAUGCUGGCAGAUUUAUCUUCCAUUUCCCCCCCACUAAUGAUCCCUACUAUGGAAUAAUGCAUUUUUCACAGCUGCUGAAUACUGGGUCAAUGUUUUCUCUGAGCUACCUAUUAUGACCUCAAGAUUUCAUUUCUGGUCUGUCACCACCAGUUUAGACCACAUGAGAAAUUUAGACCAUAUGGGAAAUUAUGUUUUUAUUUGUUUGUUUCAUCACUUGACACUCAUUUACAGUGAAUUUACAAGAUGAGAAACAGAUAAGGGGCGAGUGGCAAAGCCUUGGAGAAUAUUUUAAAAGAUAUGAUACUAAAACUAACCUACAAGUAGGGGUAAUUUCAUGAGCAACAGUUAACAACAAUGGAGGAAUUAAAAGGAGAAAAAUAGGGUCGGAGAAUUAUCAGAUAUGCAGCAAUGUAAGGUACACCUAGAAUGCUAUGGUAUGUUGGGUUGGGAUGUCUGUAGCAACAUUUUGUAUGAUGGAAAAUGUAUGAUGUGUAAAUAGAAAAAUGGAAAAUGCAUAAAUUAAAAUAAAAUAAGAAUACAGUGAAUUGCAUGUCUGUGCGUAUCCUGCUGUGAGGGCACCUUGACAACUCAAAAACUGUGAGUUUGCAAUCUGGCUGGUCUUUGAGGAUUUGGACUCCAGAUUCUCCUCUCACUCAGUGCCUGAAAGUUUCUGGGAUCCCUUCCUGGAAUCUCACAUUCCUCUCUCUCAUUCCUGACAAAGUUGCUCUGAAUUGUCUUUCAGGGAGCCCCAAGGGACUGUGGCAAGAGGAAGGAUGGCAGGCCAGGUGUGGGGAUGGCUGCUGCUGCUGCUCUUCCUUCAGCAAGGUAAGCCCAGCCUUCAAGAAUGCAUUCAGAUGAUUGAAAGUGGUUUCGCUUUCCAUGUGGGAGGAGGUGGAGGGGGAAGUUCACACACGCACGCAGUGCAGCUUAUUCAUUCACUUUCCAAAAACAACCCUCAUCGAGACGUUUUGAAACAAUGCAGAAAGACCUGUUUGCCAGAAGCAACAGUGCAAUGAUUUUGUGCAAGCAGUGUCACCAAGCCCUUAUGUGAAAGUGCUUUCAGUGGGGUGGGGAUUAUCAUUGUCACCAUGUCAAGGGGUGUCUUAGUGAAAGCCAAAUGGAGUGUCUGUGCAACUGUGGCACAUCCCUCACUGUUAGGGGUGGAAAGGGAUUGGAAGGGAUGAGCAGGGAUUGGAACAGGAUUGUGCAGCCGCUGUGGGAUUCAAUCCUGUCCUGCUCAUUGGCUGACACUACCAGUGAUGGGCAUGCGAUCUCGCAGGUCAAAGUGCAACCCCUGGUAGGCCAAGGUGGGCCCGCAAGCCAGAGGCUCUCCACCCCUCCCCUAUAGUGUCAAGACGCAUAUUCCGUAGUCUCCAAUUGCAAGAAUGUCCCUAUUUUCUGUGGGAUGUAUUAUUAAACAUUCCCACAUUUUCAUCUGAGGAAUUUUGGAGGGUAUGCACCUCCUCACAGCCCGAUUGUUUGGGGCAGGGAUUUUUUGAGCCACAAGAAGAUGCUGAUGGUGUGUGGAUGCCCUAUCAAGACUGAGUGCUCAAAGCGGGGCGACUAAAUGCCUGCUGUGGAAAUAGCCUCCGAUUCCUUGGCAAGGGGGUGGGGAUCUUCAUCCCCUUGCUAGGGAUGUCCUACUGUAGGCGACCCAUAAGCAAACACCUGCGCUGACCAGAAUGACCACCCAAAAUCCACAAGUGGUCAGCACUAGAAGUCCAAAGUUCAAUCACAGGGAAGGCCAGGAAGUUGGAAUUGGGGGCUUUUAGGCCCGAGCUUCAGAGCACAGCUGCAGGUGGAGAUGGUUCUGACCGAGGCACCUAGAUUUAGUAGGUUAGAUGGGUUUUGUUUUUUCGGGAGGCAGGCCUACCCACCUCCUCUACCAGAAUCAAAUAUCUUUCAGUUGUAUUGUGGGGUAGGGGACAGAUGGGUCUCUGCAUCAUGCACCCCAUCCUGAGCAGCCACAUUUGUCUCACCUGUCUCACCUCCAGCUUCAGCUUGUGGGAAUCUCACCUGUUUUGCCGACUACAUCCAGACCUUGACAUGCAUGUGGGGAAAUGACCCCCAUGCCUCCAGCAGAGCUCAGUACCAUCUCACAGCGACAUGGUAUGUAUGGAUGUGGAAGAAGACAUGCCGUUGACCCCAGCCCCCUGGAACUUUAGGGCUGCCCCCAUGACUUUCACAGGGUUCGGGGGCAGAAUAUCGUUCUCUGUGGCUCCCAAAUCCUGGCUUUGCUUGGGAGUGGGGCGGGAGUGAAUGGCUCCCUUCUCUGCUAACCCCUGGGGCUCCUUGGCACACCUUUGUGGACAUACUUAACCAGCUGUUUCGGCUGUAGCUGAGUCUGCUCUCUAGCUAAUGCUGGUCAGGCUUGUGCCAUCAGACAACCCUGCUGCACAUCUGUGGUGGGUGUGUCUCCUCACAGCUGCCAGGAUGGAAGCCAUUUUAGCCGCUGAGCCAGAGGGCAGCUCUCUGAGGCCCUCCUUGGCCACUGCCAGCUCCCUUCACGCCUUCAGCUUUCCUUUCCUUUAAGUCCUUCUGCAUCUGGAAUGACUAGCAGAGUUUCCCAAAGUUGGGUCUCCAGCUGUUUUCAGACUACAAUUCCCAUAAUCCAUGACCACUGGUCCUGCUAGCUAGGGAUGAUGGGAGACCCAACUUUGGGAAAUCCUGGACUAGAGCAAGACAGUUUGGAUUGGGGGUGUGUGUGAAGGCUAAGGCAGCCCACCCCAGCCAGCAGGUUCAUUCCAGCAAGUGGCUGCUUGGUAGAAUGGGGAAAGGGAUGAAGCUGGUAGGGUCUCCAUGGGCCAUGCAGGGCAGCGUCCUCUUUUUUUAAAAUGCAAAUUUAAUCUCUUUAUUUUUUUAAAACAUAAUCCCAUAUUCCCAAAUACAAAACGGGUAUGCUAAACAUUAGGAGGAAGACGCCCACUGGUGCUCAUUCUUAUCAUGGAAGUUCAUGGUUUCUCAUUAUGUCUGAAUUGGGCUUAAAAAUAGUAAGUUUGAUGGUUUUCAGUGCAGUUGAUUUGAUAGAUCUUUUUAAAAAUGGUAUUGGAAAAUAAUUUUAUAUACAACAUUUGGAAAGUCAGGUACAUUUAAAACCAAGACACAAAUGUUUGCUAGUUCUGAAUGGUUUGUAUCUGUAACAAAGAUCUGUCUUUAAAAAUUUGAGCAACAAUUUUGAGAGGGAAUCUCAAAACAAUUUCAUUUGUAGUCUCCUGCAGUAAAACCAAGCAUACAAAAACAACAGGCCCCAUAUGCUCAUCACCCUUGACAAACGCCUGAAACCAAACUACAUUUGAACAUAGUAAUAUGAAAAAAAGAAUAGCACUUCCACCACACAAGCUCUUGCUUUGUUUCCAAUAUGAAUUCAUCAUCCAAAAAUUAAAAACAGAGAUCAGUCUUAUUUACACAUUUUUCCUAUUUGUCACCUAAUCUCAUCAGGAUUUAAAGUGAAUUAAAAUGAAUGGGGAACUUCAGUCAUCGAAAACUUUGCAUCCCAGGAGAGUAAUUUCAGAACAUUUAUCUUUAUUAAUUGCGGUUGAUAAUUGUUUUUCCACUCCCCAGCUACAUGUACAGAGUGUCUAUACUGUAAUGUAUUCUCAGUUAUCUGUUAUUUUAAAAGUGUGCAGUAUCAGGAAAGCCAGCUCAUCCAAAUAAGUACUGGAACACCCAAAGAUUGGGGCAUUAAGGAAACUGGGAACAAAAAAAUUGAAAGCAUUCAUACCUCUGUAAUUCUAAAGGUCAUUGUGUAGUUAAUAGGAACUGCAAGUUUGUACCUGCUCACACUAAAGGACUUCAUUGACAAGCAAAGAUAUAAUGUAAGACAACUGGUCAGUUCAGGAGGCUGUUGGCAACUUAUGGACACAUACACACAGCUUGGACAGCAGCAGAUAUGAACAUAUGUUUUUAAAGAUGAUCAUUAAAUGUUGCUUUUAAUGAAACACCUCAAAACACGCUGAUGAUAUCGUAAUAGGGUAAUGCAUUUAUAUUCAUUUGAAUGCUGCCUGCAGUUGCUUCGAAGCACAGGUUAAUAGAGGUCUAAAGGUUACCCUACAUACAUGCUUUUACAAAUGAGUUAAAGACAUUCUGUCUCCGCUUCCUUGUCACUGCCUGCAACACUGCUGUCUGUGGAUGCUGUGACAUCUUCAUUGGUACCCUCGCCAUUAUCUCCUCUCUCAGCUGCUUCACCCUUUGGGCCACCCUCAGAUGCACUGAACGCCUUCUGGGAGCUGGACAAAUGUUUCCGAAGAAUCUGCGUCAGAUGCUGUUUUUGGCAUUUCUGUAUUUGGAUCACCUAAAAACUUCUGCCAACCCUUCAGUCUCUCUUCCCUUUCUCUUGAAGUCUCCUUGACGUAAUAAUCUGUUACACCAUCCCAUGUCUCCACAGAGAGCUGACGUCCACCAAACCAUCUCCCGUUGAGUGCAUCUUCUUCUUCUGCUUCUUUAAAUGACACAGAAGCAACACCAUCUGGGUGCCUAUCAAAUAAAAUUACUUUCUUUACUUGUCCAAACUUUUCACAUUCUGUCCGAAGAUCUUCUCUUAUCUCAUUUAGCACUAAAGGAUCUUCCUCAAAAUCGCUUGGGUGGAACAUGUUCCUGAUAAUGAUAACACGCUCGUGCUGCAUUCGAACACUGCCAUCUUUCUUCUCCGGUCUCCAAUCCAGAAGUUUUUGUUGUUGAGACAGCUUCUUCUUGUAGUCUUUGCAUUUCUUUUUCUUCUUGCUGGCAUCGUACUCCCCCUUCGGUUGAAACUGUGCAACUUCCACAUGCAAUUUGUAGCCUCUAAUUUCAUUUUCAUCCAAUAGUUUGAAUGCUAGUUCAACAGAUUCUCUCUUUAAGUAGCAGCAGAGCCCAUCUCCUUUCAGAUUUCCUUCUUUGUCUUUGUAAAGUUUAAUUUUAGGCUCCUCUGUUUGUGGAUCACGCAUAACAUUACCACAUUUUGACAUAACCUGCACGAACUCAUCUUUUGUAAUGUCUGGUGGUAAACCUGUCACAUAUACAUUUGUGUUUCUCUGUUCUUCAACAUGAAACCAUCCUGCGUCAGGUUUUAUUCUCUCUCCUUUUGGUUUAAGAUCCGUUGCCUGAGAUGCUUUUGGACCUGUUGCCUGCUGGACCUGGGUAGCCUUUGAAUCUGUAGGUGUUUUAGAUUCAGUCUUUCUAAGAGAUGCAGAUGAGCUAUCUGAAAUUUCAGUGGGAAAGCCGUAGUUAGCAUGAUAUGUUGCCAGGAAAUCUUCAGUAACCUUCGGGAACCAGGCCUUCUUGUCGGGAUCCCACUCGUACUGCGUCCCGUCCGCCGGGUCCGUGUACGUGAAAGGGUCCUCGCCGCCUUCCGCGCCCUCCUUGCCGUACAGCUCCUGCAGCCGCAGCUGCUGGUAGAACAACUCGUUCCGAUCCGAGCCGCCAAUACUCAUGUUGCGGCAGGAGCCCAGCCUGACGAGGCAGGAAACGUGGGGCGACUCAGCAGCGCCUCACAAGCUAGGCCGCGCCUCAGGCGCCGCCGCCGCCUCCUACUCGGGAGCCGCCAGACUGCACGAAGCCGCUCCGGGCGCCUGAGCGCGGGUCUCGCGCCACGGUUGCCCCAAUUGGGUCCUCUUGAGCAUCAUGGCUGCAGCUGGGGGACUUUCCUGGCUCACGGAGGGAGCAACCAUGGCCGUCCCACACUGAGCAGGGGCAUCUUUGGUGUUCGCAGGGACUGCGGAGAAGGCGGCAACUGCUCCUUCACUUCCAAUGGUGCUGCCGCCGCCCGAUUCACCUGCUUUGCAGAGCAGAGUAUCUGCUUUGGGAACAACAACUUUGAGGUGGCCGUGAAGCUGGGGGAUGAGCAACAGCAAGUGUGUAAGAACGAGUUUGUCUUCCAAGAACACUGUAAGUAUGGAGGGGGGGUUGGACUCUGUGUCCGUCUGGACACGUGAGUGGGACUGGGAGGAGGAGGACACACGCAAGGGCUGCUGAGAAAGGGGCUUGUUGCAGCCGGGCUCAGAGACCCUUCCUCACUUACGGGUGUGGUGGUGGCAUUUUUUUAGAUUUGGGUUUGUUUACAAGUAUGAAGGCAAGGAGUUUUCAAGCUCCUACAGCCAGCUAACCUUGGGCUGAUUAAACAACCUGGGGCUUUUAAAAUGUUUCGACGGGGUUAUUCUCCAUCUCCCCUCCCCCCCCCCAGCCAUUAUGUAUUUUGUGUUUUUCUGUUGUAAACUGCCCUGGAAUCUUCGGAUGGAGGAGGGGGUAUUCAAUGAAUGAAUGAAUGAAUGAAGGAAUAUGAAUGUGAAUGUGAAUGAAUAACCCACUGCCUUUCAUUCAACCCCAGCAGCCCCAGAUGCUUUCACCUUGCUCCACUUGGAGGCUGGAGGGACAUCCCCCUGUCGUGCCCUGCAGGGGCUUCCCCCCAAAAGUACCCCCUGGGGAUUUGGGGGUGUCACUGCUGCUUCACCCAGUGGGUGGGGGCCAAGUCCUGUCAGCCAGAUGCCCUCAGGAGCCCACCUUGACUCUUUCCACAGUUAAGCCAUCCCCGCCGUUCAGCCUGAGGGCUAUUGUCUCCCCUGAGGGCUACAACCUCUCCUGGAGCACCAUGUACCAGCAAGAUGAGUACUUCUACCUGGACACGGAGCUGCAGUAUGAGUUGCGCUACCGGCAGAGGGGACAUCCAUGGCAGGUAAGCCAGGAGGCAAGGGCCAGCCUGAGCUGGAUGGCGGCGGGCACCAUUUGCCCAGUCAGGCCCUCAGUGGCUGGCUGGCCACCCUGGAGCUCAGCCCCAAAGUUUCUUAGUGCUUCUCUGGACUUGGGCUUCAGGGGCACUGGGAAGUCAUGGGGCUCUUUCAGGAUCAUUUGAGUAACUCCUCUGAAUUGCUUUGAAGGUGGCAGAGGUAGGGAGCGUUUCCCAGAAUUCCUUCCAGCCCUCUGGCUUCUUCCCUUUCCUGCAGGGACACAACCAUCUUCUGCAGUACACCGAGACCUUGUGGCUCCCCCAGGAGUUCAAAGGGGACACAGACUACGAACUCCAGGUUCGGGCGAAGCCAAGGGAAGACUCCUUAUACCAGGGCACUUGGAGCGACUGGAGUCCCAAGACGACCUUGAGGACGCUGCCAAGGGGUGAGUCCCCCCUCCCUCCUCACGAGGGGUCUUGGCCUCUGCCCAUAUAAGGAGGGCUGAACCUUCCCAUCAAAGGCCGUUCAUAAGCCCCUCUCCCAGUCCAGGGGGGCCUUCUGCACCUUUGAGACCAUGAAUCCAUGGCAGAUCAGAGGAGCAGCCUCUCUUCUUUCCUGUCAAGUAGACCCCCUCCUGCUACUCUGCUGUCCUAGGAGGGAGCUCUGGCCACAAUCCCAGGGAAACUCAUCUUGACUGAGCCCCAGAGCCCAGCCUACCCUGGCAACCCCCAGUGGAGCUACCAAGAAAAGUAACUGAUAUUACUGGUUUCCUUCCUUAGCCGUGGAGGACAGGCCAGGAGACAAGUGGUCCUUGUGGUUCCUGCUGGUGCUCAGCCCAUUGAUUGCUCUCGUGGUCUUCCUGGGCUGGCAGCACCAAAGGUGAGUGUGGGAGUUGGAUGCUGGAUGCUGGGGUGGCGGGGCUGCCAAGAGCUUCUGGUUGGCCGCAGGCUGCCCACUUCCCAGCUGGAAGACCUACCCUACACAGAGAAAGGAAAUGGUGGGUGGGGGAUGCAUCACCUCCCAAGAAGCCAUGCUCAAGUAAGUCUACCAAGCCCACUCCCUCUUUCCCUCAGUCUGCAGAGCACCAGCCAUGGGCUUGCUUGCUUGUGGCAGUGGGUGGCUGAGUUCCCUAGAAAGGGAAGCCAUGAGGUUCCUUGGACAAGGCAGUUGCUGGGCAGCAAGUCUGAGACGCCAAUGCCUCAAGGCCUGGCCAUGCUCCUAGUCCCUCCCAUGGGUAGUCAGUGAAAUGAAGUUUGGGCACUCCCCACAAAAGGCCUCCAGCUCUCCUUUCCCUCUGGCAGGUUGUGGAAGAAGCUGGACAUCUUCAUCCCCAGCCCGGCCCCCUUUUUCCAGCCCCUCUACCUGAUCCACAAUGGAGACUUCAAGGUACAAACGACUCCUACCCACCAGACAGGAGGGGAAGGGGAGGGUGUUGGAGUGGCUGUUUGAACUGACCUACAGGCACUUACGGAUCCUCCGGGCAUCACCCAAGUCAGAAAGUUCCUGUAUGUGUUUUGGGGGGGGGGUCCUGCCUCAAGUGCCAGGAGCCUUAAGGCAUGGUCGGUGGGAGGGAGGACAUCAGGCUGCCUAAUAUUCUGCAGAGAAGUUGGGGACUUGGUGGAGGGGUGGGGGUCUCCUCUUGACACAAGGCCUGCCUUCUCCCCCACCCCAGGCUUCCUCCGUGUCCCCUCCCCACAGCAGGGGCUCUGCCUGCUUCUCUCUCUCACCCCAAUUCCCAUCCCUAUGAGGCAGGAUCCUCUCUGAAAAAGUGAGCUCUGGGCAGAGUCCUGUGGAAAUCACAUAGCCCUUGCAGCCACCAGGUGCAUUACAGGUGGGGGAGGAGUUUCCUCUUGGCACAGAAGGAUGCCAGGAGAUGAUGGGGUAGCUGAUAAGAGGGCACUUGGUUGCACAGUCUGGGCUGGAGGAAGGAGCUCCUCUCCUGGGAUAUGUCCUUCUGAAGGUAUGCAAUUCCUUCCAUUCCCCAGAUGGUUAAAAAAAGGCCCACACCAGCUGUUUCUCUGGCCACAGCCUGCUGACACCUCUCUCUCUCUCUCCCUCUCUCCUGUGCAGAAGUGGGUGGGCGGCGGCAUCUCCUGCCCCAGAGCCAUGCUGGACAACUUUGAAUGGAGCACAGCCCUGCUGGAUGUGUUUGGGAUGGGCCAAAAGCCCCUUCCCCCCAGCCCUGCCAAGGAGCAGCAGAGUGGGGGCCAUGCACCCUCCCCUGCUACAUUUGCUUCCCACCUGCCUGGGAGCCAGGAUGCCACCCAUGAUCAGGCCUACGGCCACCUCUCCAUUGACACCGUCACUGUGGCUGGAGAGUUUACCGCCUGCUGCCCGCGGUGCAAGGGGGCCACAGGAUGCUGUGCUCUGGAGGAGGGCCAGGACGAAAGAGACGCCUACCAGGGCAUCCUCUUCAAUGAGGGCCAGAUUUCCGAGAAUCUGCUCCUGGUGGACAUGGUCCCACCAGCAGCAGCCCAGAGGAAGGCUUUCUUGUCUGCCUUGGAGUCCUGGUCAGGAGACCCUCUCCUCGAGACUCUUACUCCUUUCUCGCAAGCUGGCGGCUCCCUGGGCAGAAAAAGGUCUGGGAAGGAGGUGGACUUUUUUGGUUCGCCUCCUGAGCCCUGGACCCUGGAAGGCCUCUUGUCUCCAGAGGAGGAGGACAUAGCUUCCUACCGAGACCUGCUCUCUCCUGACUUGGAUGCAGAUGGGGACAUCCUUGCCAAUGGCCUGGAUCUGGAUACCAUUGACAGUGGCUUUGCAGAGUGUGACUGUGGGAGCCCUGUGGACUCUGAGUUCGAGAGGAGGCCGACAGGCUGUGGGUCUGAACCCCUCAGUGUGGAAAGCGGAGAGACAGGGGAAGAGCUCCUGCCCAGCUAUGUCAAGCAAUGGGUCUCCUCCUGUCACAACAGAGCGCAGCCCAGUUAA